AUGGUGAUCGAAGGCUGGCUUGAGCCAGAGCGCGUUGUCGUUGCGUCUGCGGGUUCCGGUAGGUCGUCGGCAGUGUCUGGCUCGGUGACUGUCUCGAAGAAGCCGCCACUGCCGUCUGCACCGAAACCGCCUCCCUCCGUGCUGGAGCCCCCGAGUCCGCCGGCGCCGGCUCCACUUGCCGCAGAGCCUCUUCCUCUAGCUGCGGCCGCUCCUCACGCGCGUGUUCCUGCGGGGCCUGCUCCCGUUGCCCCUGUUGCUCCUGUUGCUCCCGUUGAGUCUCCUGCUCCCGUUGUCGUCGUUGAUGCCCCCCCGGGCGCCCCGAUCCUCGAUGCGCCGCUUGUCUUUGUCGCCCUGCCUGCCCCGGUUGCUGCUGUUUGUUCAUCACCGCACGCGGUGUCCGCCACCACUGGCGGCCCAAGGCCAGGGGAGGUGGGGGGGGGCGUUGCGCUGUCGGCUCCCGUCCUACCGACUGCGGCGACAUCGGUGCCGCCCCCGGACGUCCAGGCGGUUCCUGAUACUGCGCCGCUCGCCGCUGCUCCCCUGGCUCAGCAUGCGAUGCAACUGGAGCGGAACGGGCAGGCGAGCCAGAGCAACUCGCCGCGCGUCGCUCCAGCGCAUGCGUCCCGUCCUCCGUCUGCGCCCUAUGAGCCUGCACCUCCCCUUCCACAGUCAGCCGUUCCCCCCCCCCUAGCUCCCUCUGCAUCUGCCGCUGCUCAUGGGAACCGGAUGCGCCUGCCGUGGGUUCCUCCUGUGGCAGGUAUGGAGUUUGUGACCGCGGCUGGAGGACCGGUGACGGCGCAGUAUCCCUCUCUACUGCCUGUUGCUCCCGCUCCUCCGGCUGUAUCGGUGCCAUUACAGUCACUGGUGGGGCCCCUUCCGUCAGCCAUAGUGCCGGAGGCGUCGCUGGGGCAGCUAUGGCGCCUCUCUGAGGGUCUGCGGGCAGUGCACCUGAUUCAUGUGUAUGGUCACGCGGCUCUCUCCCAGGGUGCUCAUCUGGACCCUGGCCCCCGUGACGAGUGCCUGGAUGCCGCGGAUCGACUGGCCGAGCUCCUGGCGCCCGUGUUGGCUCCGCCCGCGCGGGGUGGAGUUGCGGGCGUUGGACAGUUGGGGACGGCGGUCCGUGGUUUGUGCCGGUUGUUGCGCGCGGGCUCUGCCGUCGACUUGAUCGGCGCAACGACAGUGGUGGUGCGCGAGCUUCAUCGUUCUCUGACGGGUCUUCUCGCUGUCCUUGACGCGGAUCAGAUGUAG
This is a messenger RNA of Closterium sp. Naga37s-1, 1248 nucleotides long. Lineage: Eukaryota; Viridiplantae; Streptophyta; Zygnematophyceae; Desmidiales; Closteriaceae. The record is from the annotation of a GenBank genome assembly.